AUGAUUUUUACCAACAGUAUCUACGCAGCUCUGCUCGCCGCCUCUGCCGUGACAGCAGCACCUUCCCCUGGCCCUCCAAGGAACCCUGAUGACCCGAUGGACGUCCUGCUUUGCGAGGAUCCCGCUUACCACAAAUGCCAGUAUGUCCCUAUAGUUUUUAACAAGUGCAGUAAGAUUUCCCUUCCCAACCUCUUUGAAAUCGUCGCUCACGAAUCUCAAGUCAAUGUUCCGGCUGAACUCCAGGAUAAAAUUUCCUCUCUCGAUACCUGGGGCUACAGUUGCACCUUCUAUGAUGAUGGCAAUUGCUCUGCCAUUAAGGGAUUGAGCAGAUCCGCCGAUUAUAGAGGCUCUUGUGUAGAAUUGUCGCUCUACCCCUCCAUAAACUUCCUCAACGAUGCCAUCUCCUCUUUCAAAUGCGUCUAA
This is a messenger RNA of Drepanopeziza brunnea f. sp. 'multigermtubi' MB_m1, 423 nucleotides long. Lineage: Eukaryota; Fungi; Ascomycota; Leotiomycetes; Helotiales; Drepanopezizaceae. The record is from RefSeq and is a predicted model, not a curated record.